AUGAUCAUUGUUGUAGGGCUGAUUGGAUGUUGCGGAGCAGCCAAAGAUAUCAGAUUUUUACUUUUGUUGUACACGUUGUUCCUUCUCCUCAUUUUCCUAUUGGAAGCCCUUGCUGGUGUCUUGGCCUACAUGUACAAGGGAGCUAUUCAUGAAGAAAUUAAGCGAAAUUUGAACAGCACAAUGUUAGAGAAUUAUGAAUUUGAUAUAGAAAAGACAAAGGCCAUUGAUGAAAUGCACACCACAUUUCAUUGUUGUGGUGCCGAUUCUUAUAAAGACUGGAAAUAUAGCAGAUGGUUACGUGAAGAUGUAAAAACGCAUAACAAAGCUCCUGACAGUUGUUGUAAGACUCCAAGUUACCAAUGUGCAGCCAGGGACCAUCCAUCAAAUAUCUAUUAUGAUGGCUGCGCUAAAAAAUUAGAAGAAUUUUUCCGAGAAAAUUUAGUCAUUAUUGGUAGCAUUGGAUUUGGACUGUGUUGCUUACAGGUGAGUUGUCUCACUUUUGCAUAUUACCUGAGCAAAAAAUAUUUUAAUAAUUACAGAUUGUUAUCAUAG
Molecule: messenger RNA, 552 nt
Organism: Acanthosepion pharaonis
Lineage: Eukaryota; Metazoa; Mollusca; Cephalopoda; Sepiida; Sepiidae
Source: the annotation of a GenBank genome assembly